This is a messenger RNA of Colossoma macropomum (tambaqui), 4145 nucleotides long. It is a transcript of the gene auts2b, whose product is annotated as activator of transcription and developmental regulator AUTS2 b. Bases 1391 to 3667 code for a protein of 758 amino acids. The record is from RefSeq and is a predicted model, not a curated record. Lineage: Eukaryota; Metazoa; Chordata; Actinopteri; Characiformes; Serrasalmidae. The transcript has 13 exons.
GACAGCUGCCCGUUUGGAGCUUUCAGCGCGGCUCAAAUAAAUACUUUGACUACCUAACUUACGAGCGUUAAGAUCUCGCCCCAGCUAAGCACACACAUAUUAGAGCAGCAACUGUUCCAGCAGCCCGCCGCGUUGGCACUCCAGACGAGGCCCGGCCCAGCUCGGGCUCCUUCCUCAUUUGUAAGGUCAUUCUUUAAAGCGAUCCAUUAUAGCUAAGGAGCAAAGGGAGUCUCCAGGGUCCUCGGCGCAGCAGAUUGUUAUACUGCUGCGCUGCGGCUUUGGUUUCUAGGAAGCAGGCGGUACGACACAUCCCAUAGGCAUUGACAGCUAUUGUGUGCAUGCCUGCCCUACAUCACUGCCACUAAUCCCUAACUGAGAGAAACCUGACCACUAAAUAAUGAAAGAGCUCAAUGCCAGCGCACUCACCUAUUUCCUGGCACAGACGAUUUGCUCGCCGCAAUUCAUGUGCUCUUUUCAUGGCUGCUGUCUUACAUCGUGCAUUGUGAAGGGAUUAUCUUCAAUGCCGGGGGUGUCUUACUCAAAUAACAUGGUGUGUUUUAUUGAAUGUCAUUUUUAAUCACAGUUGUCUCACAUGCACACAUAAGGUCUGGCUAUAAUUACCAUUUUUUUGUUUGUUUAUCACUGCAGAAAAGAGAGUGACUGCAAAUUAUUGGUAAAGUUUUCUUAAUAAAACGGUUCUUUUUAUUUAUGGUUUAGGAACGUAAUGCCCUUUAUGUAGUGAUUUGUUGUUGCUAGCUUUCUGUGGUGCAUUCGCAAUCCAAUAGGCUUAGUGUUAAGCAGGGGAGAGAGAACGUGUUUACUUGCCAGAGAGAGAGAGAGAGAGAAAGGACGAGAGAGAGGCAGACAUAAAGGAAGUCUUCGCUUAGUCUGUGAGUUACCCUACACACCACAGAGUGUGAUCUUUGCGACAGAAGUGGUACAUGCAGAAUUUGUUCCCUGGUGCCUUGUUUGAGAAACGUAGAAGUCCAGUGAAGGUAAGCUUCUGGAACUCAGCUCGUUAAACUCGCUGGACGGUGAAGUUUCCUCACUUCAAGCUGUGGAGCUGCAAAGGUUGCAGUUCAUUGGAUGGCUGUGGAGGACUCAAAGUUGAUCUAUCUCAACUGAACAACCAGUGAGGCCCUUAAUGGGUAUCAGUGAUGUCGCUGCCUGUGCAAAUGCGAGACCAGACAAAAGUGUGUUUGGAGGUACUACGGUAAGAAGAUUAGAGUCAAGUCAGCUGUUCCAGCAACAGGAGAAAGACUAAGGAAACAGUAGGACCUUCACGAAAAGUCAAGAAGGGCAUAGCCAACUGUGCACCAGAACAAUUGGAAGGAAGGCUGUUCUUAUCACAUAACAGCUUCGGUGCUCCUGGGUUCAGCAGUAUUGCACCAUGUUCUCCCCAACUGCAGCCCUGCCUCCUCCCCCUCUGUUAACAGGAAGUGCUCUAGCGGUGCCAGGUCCUUCUCCUGCAGGUCCCUACACAGAGCAGGACCUGCUGCGUCAGGAGUUGAACUCUCGCUUUCUGGCCUCUCAAGGUGUGGAUAGAGGAGCGGCGCUGGCCACGCCGGCCUACCUGCGCACAGAGUUCCACCAGCACCAACACCAACACACGCACCAACACACACACCAGCAUACCUUCACCCCCUUCCCCCACCCCGCCAUCCUACCAGGCCCCGCGGCACCACUGGUGCGUACCCCUGCCAGACAUUUCGAUAAAUACCCUCCAAAGGUCGACUCCUUCCACAGGCACAGUUUACUCCACUCCUACCCGUCAGUAAUGCCUGGGAUGUCUCCCGUGGUGCCUCCAACAGGGAUAUUCAGCUCUCUGCAGGGAGCCUUCCAGCCCAAGGCCUCUAACCCACUUGAUAUAGUGCCCAGACCUGGAGCAAUGCCCCGCCCACUCAUACAAAAGGACACCAGACUGCUGGACUCAGUGUGCCCUACACCGAAGAAGCCAGGGAAGUGGUGUGCAAUGCAUGUUCACAUUGCAUGGCAGGUGUACCACCAUCAGCAAAAAAUAAAGAAACAGAUGCAAAUUGAGCCGCACAAGCUAGACUUUGGGCUAAAGCCAGAGUUCCUGAGUCGACCCUCUGGUUCAGGCUUCGCAGGAAUGAUCCAGCAGCCGCGUGACUUACCCCGCCCUUCCACCAUCUUUUCCAGUGCUGGUUCAACACACCCUUCAGUCUCUCCCUAUGGACAUUUGCCCCACCCUCACACCAACCUGCACACCCCACCCUUUCAUCAUGAGUCUCUUAACAAGCCACCUGCUUUUGGCGGUUUGGGAACACUGAGUUCCACAGCCUUCGGAGGACUCGGAAACCCUACAAUAACACCAAGUUCCACACAAGGCAGCAAAGACAUCAAGGCAGCACUGUCUUCUGUAGGACCUCAGGAGCCUUGGAACAGACUGCACCAAACACCCUCUUCUUUCCCCACACCCCCUGUGUGGCCUCGAGCCCCUGAACCUGAAAAGGCUUCAUCGCUGGACAGAGCACUGGACAAAAGAGACAGCCUACCCAACAAAGAAGAACAUGAAAGGGACACAAGAGGGAAACGCCUUUCACCUGCUAAUGUUAGCCCACUGGGUCACAAGCAAACAGAGUCUUCUAGAGGCCCGACUCCUGAGCCAAAGGACAGGGACAGAGCCAAAGAGAGAGCGCAAACACAGGAUCUACCUAAUCUAAGUGGAGAGCCAGAGGAUCAAAAACACAAAGAGAGCCAACAAGAGAAAAGAGAGAAGGCUUUAAAGUUUGACCAGCAUCCCACAGAGGAUAAAUCUGCUGCUGAGGAUACUUUGUCCCCAAAGCAACAGAGGGUCGAAGCAGAGAGGCGCAGUAGUGAUGGACCCCACUGGGAGCCAGAGACAAAGAAGAGUAGAGUAGAAGCUGAGCCUCAUGCAAAAAGUGGCCAGGUUAAGGUAAAGGAGGAGAGAAGGGAGGACCAGGACUCCCCCGAAGUCAAGCCACCUCCUAAAGCUUUGGAGAAACCAUUGCAGGGGCGUGGGACCCCAGGAAUACAGCCCUCACCCCUGUCAUCCAUUCCUGUGCCUAUAGGAGUCACAGGGGUUCCAAACAGCCUCGAUAGGACUCGGCUAAUUGCGCCAUUCAUAGGGAUGAGUCCAUUGCCAGCCGAGAGGCUGCCAUACUCUCCGCAGCACUGGGAUCCCAUGCGGAAUAUGUACAGGGGCAUGGACCUUCCUCAAAAAGAGCCCCUUCCCAAGGAGCUUUUGCUGAGGGCUGAUCCACUACAGCGUGCCAUGGUGGGGCAGCACGUUUACCCGCGGGAUCCGCUACUACACUCACUGGCCCUGGAGCAGCAGAGGAGCCAGCUGGAAGAGCGGCAGCGCCUGGCCCUCCUGCGGGAAGAGAGCGAGAGGAGCCGUCUGCUGGCCCUUCAUCAUGCAUCCCUGGACCCCCACCUGGCCCAUCCGGGCCUUCUGCCCACAGCUUACCCCAGCCCGCUGUUCCCCCGUCUAGGGCUCCCACACGGUCCACACUACAGCUCUCUCAGCAAGACUUUGCCUCCUCCUGGCUACAUACAUGCUCCUCCACCCUCUAUGCUGCCUGUUCUUUCCUCACGGCCGGCCUCCCCCAGACGGACUACCCCUCUGCCAGACCGGCAGGACAGAUCCAUCUCCCAUCCUCACAGGGACACAGAGGCUCCGUGAGCCAGACAGCAUGAGGGCCUGAAUGAAGGCCAAGCCAAGCACUUCAUGUUCAAAUGAGUGUACAAUAUUGAGAUGUACAGGGGUGAAAAUCAUCUGGGCAGUUUUCUGGAUGCAGAUUAAGUCUAGUCUUUCAUUAAAUUGCUGUGUCAAUGGUGAGUUCAUUGUGCUCAAUAUCUACUAGGCUCAAUCCAUCGCCAGGAGACUGACCCAUUACUUUUUUGUGAAAAAAAUUAAAAGAAUUUUAUGAAAAAAGACUCUCCACUCAUUUAUUUUUGUUUAUUUAAUAUCAACUGAGAUCAACAACAUUAAAAAUUUCAAAACAGGCAUACUAUUUACAAUAGGAUCAUAUCCUAGUUAAUGUAAAAUUGAAUUUCCCUAUUUGAACUCUAUAAAACAAAUAUACAUAAUACACCACAUAAAAACACAAUCAACUAAAACAAAGGCUUAAAAAAACUAAAACAAAAGAUCAAGAGAAAAA